Sporothrix schenckii 1099-18 is the source of this 438-nucleotide messenger RNA. RefSeq lists its product as uncharacterized. Lineage: Eukaryota; Fungi; Ascomycota; Sordariomycetes; Ophiostomatales; Ophiostomataceae. The record is from RefSeq and is a predicted model, not a curated record. Bases 1 to 438 code for a protein of 145 amino acids. The transcript is spliced from 2 exons.
AUGCGGUGGCCACAGAUACACUGUCUUGAACGGUUUGUCCUGAAUACCACCGACACCAAAACCGACGAUGACGACAACGGCAGCGUCGUCUACACCUCCAACCUCACACGGCUCGUGCGUUUCAAUUACGUCGCUGUCCUGGCCGUCGACCCGGUUGCCACCGCCGAGACGGUCGCGGCUGUGGGUAUGCCACCAGUCGUGUCAUCGCCCCUCUGCAGUCCCGUUCUCACAACGACCAGAGCACACUCAUAUCAGAGUCUCCAGCUCGCUCUCGCUCGUCAACGCCGUCAAGGGGCGCUAUUGGGAGUUGCGCAGCAUUUGCCUGGGCUACAAUUACCACGAUACUGCACCGACGAUGCCUGGGCCGCGUCUGGUCUGGUUGGUCUCGUGGGCGAGGUUGUUGUGCAGUCGUGGCGGAGCGUGCGUUUGCAUUCGUGA